Messenger RNA from Corticium candelabrum, 839 nucleotides. Its product is annotated as countin-1-like. The record is from RefSeq and is a predicted model, not a curated record. Lineage: Eukaryota; Metazoa; Porifera; Homoscleromorpha; Homosclerophorida; Plakinidae. Bases 31 to 792 code for a protein of 253 amino acids. The transcript has a single exon.
ACUACACCGCCCCUAAUCUGUUCAGGUUGCAUGAUGAACGUUGUUCUUGCUUUAGCGUUGGUCGUGUGUUGUGGCUUUUCGAUCUCUCAAGCCAAAUAUGAUGACAAACAUGGAAGACAAUUGACACUCGGUGCUAGCCCGGUGAAUCUGAAAAAACCAGACCUUGAUCUGUGCAAUGUCUGCUAUCAACUUACCGGACAAACAAUCAACCAACUACUCAACAUUAUACUAAACGGAGCUGUUGUCGGAGGUUGCAAUGAACUUUGCGGUCUACUGAAUGCAUCCGAAGCAAUUGACGUUGCUUGCAAUCUUGUUUGUGAUUUGGUCGGUAUCAAGGAGUUUAUAGCUGCAAUUGAGAAAGCUGAUCUUGAUCCAGUGUACAUGUGUGAGAUAUUAAAAGCAUGCAAAGUGUUUGAUGAAGGAGAUGCCAAUAUUACAGCAUUCACCAUUACCCCAAAGCAAGGACCAGCAGGAACCGAGUUUCAAUUAGAGGUAGACUUCAAGACAAAGAAUGGAACAGGGACUGGAGAGGCAGUGAUUGAAGUUCAUACAGUUGAUCAUUUUCCAGUUGAUGGUGGGCAACUUAUGGAGUCGCUCGAUCCUGGUUCGUAUAGCAUAAAAUUCACACUACAGACACAAAAAAACUGCCAGCAGGAGCCUUGUGAAAUGUGGGAGAAAGGUAUAUACAACGUGACCAUGCGACUUUGCAAUGGCGAAUGUGGCAGCAAACAUCCACACAGUCAGCUGUAUGACACAGCAACAGGAUCAUUUCAAAUCACUGCUGAAGACUAAACAUUGAAAUAGCUAAAUAGCCAGAAUUCACCUGUUGAAUUUGCUAG